AUGCACCGCAAACGAGGAAAUGGAUCCACGCCUUCCAUACCACCAGAGACCAAAGCCGGCCCUCGUCGACGAGGUGAAUAUCGACGAAUCGGUCCGGAAAGGUGCGUUGGCAUCGGUGGCGACCUCGACGAAAAGAUAAAAGAGCAACUGGUCACAUUGCUCAAACAGAACGUGCACCUUUUCGCAUGGUCAAUGGCAGAUAUGAAAGGGAUCGACCCGGCAAUCACAUCCCACGAGCUAAACGUGGACUCUACCUACAAACCCAUGAGACAGAAAAGACGCAAGCUCGGCGCCGAUAAAGCUCAAGCAGUCAAUGAAGAAGUGGAAAAGCUACUUAGAGCCGGAUCGAUCACUGAAGUAAAAUACCCCGAAUGGCUAGCAAAUCCAGUCGUCGUCAAAAAGAAAAACGGAAAGUGGAGAGUCUGCGUCGAUUUCACAGACCUGAAUAAAGCAUGCCCAAAGGAUAGCUUCCCUUUACCGCAUAUCGAUCGCCUCGUCGAGGCCACGGCAGGGAAUGAAUUACUAUCCUUCAUGGACGCCUUUUCAGGAUACAAUCAGAUCUUCAUGCAUCCCGAUGAUCGCGAGAAGACGGCAUUCAUUACCGAUCGUGGCACCUAUUGCUAUAAAGUGAUGCCCUUCGGCCUGAAGAACGCCGGCGCCACUUAUCAACGAUUAGUGAACAAAAUGUUCGCGGACCAGCUCGUACGGGAUGAAGCUGAACCCCGCAAAAUGCACAUUCGCCGUUACCUCGGGAGAAUUCCUCGGUAUGUUGUGACCCAACGCGGGAUAGAGGCAAACCCGAAGCAGAUCUCGGCGAUCCUCGACCUCCCAUCGCCGACAUCCUCCAAAGAAAUCCAAAGACUCACCGGACGUAUCGCCGCAUUGAACAGAUUCAUCUCGCGCUCAACCGACAAGUGUCUCCCCUUCUACCAAUUGCUUCGAUCAAACAAGAAGUUCGAGUGGGACAAAAAAUGCGAAGACGCUUUCAAACAAUUGAAAGAGUAUCUCACUACCCCACCAAUUCUCGCAAAACCCGAAGAAGGCGAAGACCCUACUCUUAUAUAUCGCAAUAUCAAGCACGGCGGUAAGCGGAGUCCUCGUCCGAGAAGAUCGAGGAGAGCAGCAGCCAGUCUUCUAUUUCAAAAGCCGGACGAGCGCCAAGUCACAAGUCUAGCCGACUUCAUCGUAGAAAUCCCACCAGAGCUCGCAACUCAAGAGGACGAGCAAAUCCUCAAAUGGACACUGCAUGUCGACGGAUCGUCCUCCAGGCAAGGAGCAGGCGUCGGCAUCCGCCUCGUCUCCCCGACAGGCGAGAUUCUCGAGCAAUCGAUCAAACUCGGUUUCCCAGCGUCCAACAACGAAGCCGAAUACGAAGCGAUUAUUGCCGGACUUCGUCUCGCCGAAGCAGUCGGAGCAGAACACGUUCGUGCGUUCUGCGACUCUCAGCUCGUCGCUAAACAAUUCAGCGGUGACUACGACACGAAAGACGAUCGCAUGGAUGCGUAUCUCAAACAAACGCAAAGACUUGCCAAAGCAUUCAAGACGUUCGAGUUGACAAAGAUCCCCCGUUCCGAGAAUUCCGAAGCCGACGCACUCGCAGCCUUGGCGUCAAAAACCGAAUCAGCACUGCGACGGGUCAUCCCGGUCGAAACCAUCGACGAACCAAGCAUCAAACUCCCCAAGGGAACCGUCGUCAUGGCAAUCUCGCAAGAAGAAGAAGAAGACGAAAACCUCACUGAUGACGAGUCAGCAGAACACAAAUCAUGGCAGGAUGAAAUCAGAAAUUACCUCAUCAACGACGCCGUGCCAGAGGAGCGAUGGGCGGCCCGCCGCCUCCGACGAAAAGCAGCUUACUACUUCUUACGCAACAACGAGCUUUUUCGCUGGAGCGCAAACAAAGUCAUCCUGCGAUGCUGCGACGAAGCACAAGCUAAGAGCAUCAUGGUCGAGACCCACGAGGGAGCAUCAGGAAACCACGCCGGCGGAAGAUCACUCGCUUUAAAAAUUAAGAAGAUCGGAUACUUCUGGCCAACGAUGAUCGGCGAUUGCAUAAACGUCGCCGCCAAAUGCGUCCCCUGCCAAAGAUACGCACCGGCGAUCAACGCCCCAACGCAAGCACUUCAAGCUGCGAUCCCGGCAUAUCCCUUUAUGCGCUGGGGAAUGGAUAUCGUCGGCCCCAUGCCACGCUCACGGCAAUGCGCUUACCUCUUGGUCGUCACCGACUACUUUACUAAGUGGGUAGAAGCAAAAGCGUACAAAAACCCAACGGCUCAUGACGUAAGAAACUUUGUGUGGCAGUAUAUCAUAUGCCGUCACGGUCUUCCUUAUGAGAUCGUCACGGACAACGGAGGACAAUUCGUCGCAGCAACUUUCCGAGAAUUUUGCGCAUCGUGGAACAUCAAGAUCACUUACUCCACGCCAAGAUAUCCUCAAGCUAAUGGACAAGCCGAGUCCACAAACAAAACUAUUGUUGAUGGAUUGAAAAAAAGGCUUGAAGGCUACCAAGGAGCUUGGGCGGACGAAUUGGAUGGAGUGCUCUGGUCGCAUCGAACCACCCCAGAACCGCAUCCGGGGAAACCCCAUUCUCUUUGUCGCACGGUUGCGAAGCUAGCACACCGGCAGAACUGCACGUAG
Molecule: messenger RNA, 2634 nt
Organism: Microthlaspi erraticum
Lineage: Eukaryota; Viridiplantae; Streptophyta; Magnoliopsida; Brassicales; Brassicaceae
Source: the annotation of a GenBank genome assembly